AUGUCAGUUAAGGACGAUAUACCGGCUAUUUUCUUGGACAAAUUAUCACCAAGGGGAUUAGAAACAAUCCAAAAAUGUAAAGAGUUUGUGGAUGACUAUUGUCUUCCAGGAGACAAGUUGCAUGCCCAGCAGAUGUCAAAUGAUCCAGUUAUGAGAUGGAAGGUUAUUCCAGAGAUCACGGAAAAGCUCAAGAAUAAGGCCCAAGAAUUGGGUCUCUGGAACAUGUUUUUGUCCAAACAUUACCCCGAGGGCCCAGGGUUUACCAAUUUGGAGUACGGGUUGAUGGCACAAUAUUUGGGACGGUCAUUUGUGGCACCGGAGGCCACUAACACCAAUGCGCCUGAUACGGGUAAUAUGGAGUUGUUUGCAAGAUAUGGUUCGCCGUACCAGAAGGAGAAAUGGUUGAGGCGGUUGUUAGACGGCGAAAUCAGAUCGGCCUUCUUGAUGACAGAAAAAGGGACGUCUUCGUCAAAUGCGUUGAAUAUUUCAUGUACGGCCAAGUUGAAUUCGAGCGGAAAUUACGUUAUUAAUGGUGUAAAGUGGUUUGCAUCUGGUGCUGGGGACCCCAGGACAGCCGUGUGGUUAGUGAUGUGUAAAACUAGUGAUAGCACGAAAGAUUUAUACCACAAUCAUUCUGUAUUGGUAUUGGAUGCUAAGAAGGCAAUUGAUUCUGGGAAAGCCAAUUUGAUUCGUCCGUUGACUGUGUUUGGAUACGAUGACGCGCCCCAUGGCCACUGUGAAAUUGCGUUCAAUGACUAUGAAGUUCCAAAGGACGAAAUGGAAAAUAUCUUACUUGCAUCUGAGGGUAAAGGAUUCGAGUUAAUCCAAUCCCGUUUAGGACCUGGUAGAAUCCACCAUUGUAUGAGGUUAAUUGGAGUUGGAGAGUAUGCAUUACUUGCAGUUGCGCAUAGAGCCAAUAACAGAAUGCUUUUUGGUAAGCCAAUGAACCAAAGAGAAACGUUUAUAAUAGCCUAUGCUCAGCAUAAGAUUGAUAUACAGAAAUGCAGACUUUUGAUUUUGAAUGCUGCUCAUAAGAUCGAUAUUCUGAACCCGAAGAGCGCUCAACAAGAAAUCGCUAUGGCUAAGAUUGAAACUCCAAGAACUAUUUUGAAAAUCUUGGACUGGGGUAUUCAAAUGUUUGGUGCUGAAGGUGUAUCACAAGAUACCGAAUUGGCCAGGUUAUAUGCCAUUUCUAGGACUUUGAGAAUCGCGGAUGGUCCUGAUGAAGCUCAUUUAAACCAAUUAGCAAGACAUGAAGCCAAAAAGUUUAAAUUUGCAGACGAAUUCUUUGCCAAAUUUGAUGAAAACUUGAAGAACUUGUCAAAGUUAUAA
Molecule: messenger RNA, 1332 nt
Organism: Debaryomyces hansenii CBS767
Lineage: Eukaryota; Fungi; Ascomycota; Pichiomycetes; Serinales; Debaryomycetaceae
Exons: 1
Coding region: 1-1332 (443 amino acids)
Molecular function (GO): oxidoreductase activity, acting on the CH-CH group of donors; flavin adenine dinucleotide binding
Source: RefSeq, a predicted model, not a curated record